Myzus persicae (green peach aphid) is the source of this 1044-nucleotide messenger RNA. RefSeq lists its product as uncharacterized. The transcript is spliced from 3 exons. The coding region runs from base 2 to 982 and encodes 326 amino acids. Lineage: Eukaryota; Metazoa; Arthropoda; Insecta; Hemiptera; Aphididae. The record is from RefSeq and is a predicted model, not a curated record.
AAUGGAUUGGGAUAGCAAAGAUUGCUUGAAUUUGAUUGAAUCAUUUAGAUUACAAGAAGUAUUAUGGAACUCAAAAAAUCCAUCAUAUUUUUCAAAAAAUGCCAAACAUGAUGCUUGGUGUCACUUGGCAAAAGAAGUGAAAAGACCGGUUGAGGAAAUUAAAAAAAAAAUACUAAGUUUACAGGGAUCAUAUCGUAGAGAAAAAGCGAAAGUAAAAAAAAGUUAUGGAACUGGAAAAGGUGCCAACGACAUAUACCACUCUAAAUGGUUUGGUUUCGACGCCAUGCAUUGUUUUUUAGCCGAUAGAGAUGAUCCAAUGCCGACUAUGAAUUCUGCAAAUGUUCUAAGUGAAGCAAGAGAAAUGUGUGCUUCACCGUAUACUGGAAUAAUUGAAAGAGAAACAUCCACAGACACGAGCGAUGUUUUUAUGUCAGAGGAGGAUGCACUUGAUACAAGUGAAACACAAACAUUUACACAACAACAACAAUUUGUAUCUGCAGAUAACAAUGAGUUCACUUGUCCAAGUCCAGUCCAGCCUCCAAAAGGAAAAAAACGAAAAAAUGUAGCUAGUACAGACUCCAGAAUUGAUGAAGCAUUUGACAUUUUAAAGAAAUCUGCUUCGAACAUCGAAUUAAAUCAACAAUCUCCCGAUGAGUGUACUACUUAUGGAACUUAUAUCGGAAACAAACUUCGAAAUUACACUCCAAAAACAAAAUCAUUUGUUCAGUAUUACUUCAACAAUAUUCUUUUUGAAGCAGAUAUGGGAAGAUUUGAUGGGAACGAAAGUAAUAUAAGUUCAUCUUUACCAACAAGUUAUAGUAAUCUACCACCAACAACACAUACUUCAAGUCAAACUUCUUCUCCUAAUAUUAUUUAUCAAAAUUUGCCACAAGCACAACCAUCUACAUCAAACUCAGUUGAUUUCAAUCCAAUAUUUGAAACAUCAGAUGGGUCUUCUUUAGAAUCAACCUACCUAGGUUAGGUAGCUACUUAUUUUAAUUUUAAUGGAAAAGUUUUUAUUCUUUGUUUUUAUUUUAAUUUUAU